Molecule: messenger RNA, 6230 nt
Organism: Anarrhichthys ocellatus (wolf-eel)
Lineage: Eukaryota; Metazoa; Chordata; Actinopteri; Perciformes; Anarhichadidae
Gene: kif5aa
Product: kinesin family member 5A, a
Exons: 29
Coding region: 508-3636 (1042 amino acids)
Biological process (GO): microtubule-based movement
Molecular function (GO): microtubule binding; ATP binding; microtubule motor activity
Source: RefSeq, a predicted model, not a curated record
AGGGCGCUGUAGCGUCCAACGCAGGCCGAUCAUCAGCAGCUUUACCUCACUGCCCUUCCAGCAGCAUCUCACCUUCAACCGGCCUGACGCACAUUCACCGCCGCACCCGAAAGGAAAGGGAAAAGAAAAUAAAUACUCAGGAGAGAAAGACAGCGUCAAACAAACCAACACGGAGAAUCGAGUAACAUCACAGUCGGUGGUUUUUAAUGAUGUAGGCGAUCGUUUUGUGAUUUGACAUCUAAUUUAGCCUGCCUGCCUCUCUGCGACAAGGAACGACCGUCCAGCUGCGCACAAAUAGAUUGCAUCGUCUCUCGGCUUGCCGGGAUAAAACCGUCCAACCUCUCCACGGUCCUCAGAGUCCUUUCGACGUAGAAAGACGAAGUCCUCGCGCACCCCUCGUCGUUUAUUUUCGGAUCAGGCCCAAUCAGCGACGGUUCGCCUCCAGCCUCAGCAGCAUCCCUCAGCUCAGCAUAAAGCAGCAUCCUUCCUCCUCCUUGAAUCUGCGCAAUGGCCGAUAUCCCUGCGGAGUGUAACAUAAAAGUGCUGUGUCGCUUUCGUCCUCUCAACCAGUCGGAGAUUGUACGUGGGGACCAGUUCAUCCCCAAAUUCCAAGGAGAUGACACAGUCCUCGUCGGGGGGAGGUCCUACGUGUUCGAUCGAGUGUUUCCCACCAACACCACCCAGGAGCAGGUGUACAACACCUGCGCCAAGCAGAUUGUCAAAGAUGUUCUGGGUGGAUACAAUGGCACUAUUUUCGCAUAUGGACAAACCGCCUCCGGGAAGACUCACACCAUGGAGGGCAAACUGCACGACGCUCACCAGAUGGGUAUCAUUCCUCGCAUCGCUGAGGACAUUUUCAGUCACAUCUUUGCCAUGGAUGAAAACCUGGAAUUCCACAUCAAGGUUUCAUACUUUGAGAUCUAUAUGGACAAAAUCCGUGACCUUCUGGAUGUGACAAAGACCAACCUGUCUGUCCAUGAGGAUAAGAACAGGGUGCCAUAUGUCAAGGGAUGCACUGAGCGUUUUGUCUCCAGCCCUGAUGAGGUGAUGGAUGUGAUCGACGAGGGCAAAGCUGCUCGCCACGUUGCUGUGACCAACAUGAACGAGCACAGUUCUCGCAGCCACAGCAUCUUCCUGAUCAACAUCAAGCAGGAGCACGUGGAGACUGAGCAGAAACUGUGUGGAAAACUGUACCUGGUGGAUCUGGCUGGCAGUGAGAAGGUCAGUAAGACUGGAGCUGCAGGAUCCGUCCUGGAUGAGGCUAAAAACAUCAACAAGUCUCUUUCUGCUCUGGGAAAUGUCAUCUCUGCGUUGGCUGAGGGCACGAAAUCUCACGUGCCGUACCGUGACAGCAAAAUGACCCGCAUCCUGCAGGACUCCCUCGGAGGGAACUGUCGCACCACCAUGUUCAUCUGCUGCUCUCCCUCCAGCUACAACGACGCGGAGACCAAGUCGACUCUGAUGUUUGGACAACGUGCCAAGACCAUCAGGAACACCGCCUCCAUCAACCUGGAGCUGACGGCGGAGCAGUGGAAGAAGAAGUUCGAGAAGGAGAAGGAGAAGAACAAAACUCUGAAGGAUAGCAUCCAGAAGCUGGAGAUUGAGCUCAACCGCUGGAGAAACGGAGAGGACGUACCUGAGACGGAGCAGACCACGCAAGAAGUGGUGACCCGUUUCGAGACAGUGGAGGAGCGUCCCGUUUUGGACAACGACACCUCCUCCAUUGUUGUCCGCAUUUCCGAGGAGGAGCGGCAGAAGUAUGAGGAGGAGAUCCGCAAGCUGUACAAGCAGCUGGAUGACAAGGAUGAUGAGAUCAACCUGCAGUGCCAGUUGGUGGAGAAACUGAAGCAGCAGAUGAUGGACCAGGAUGAGCUCCUGGCCUCAUCCAAGGGCGAUGGGGACAAGGUCCAGGCUGAACUUGGCCGGCUACAGGUGGAGAGCGACUGCGCCAAGGCUGAGGUGAAGGAGGUGCUGCAAGCUCUGGAGGAGCUGGCCAUCAACUACGACCAGAAGAGCCAGGAGGUGGAGGAGAAAGGCCUCCAGAACCAACUGCUGGCCGACCAACUGUCCCAGAAAAUGGCCAGUCUGAUGGAGCUGGAGGCAGAGCUGUCUCGUAUGCAGGAAGUGAGCGGGCAGCAGAGGAAACGCAUCGCUGACGUCCUCAAUGGUCUGAUGAGGGACCUCAGCGAGUUCAGCACCAUUGUGGGCAAUGGGGAGAUCAAGCUGCCGGUGGAGAUCAGCGGUGCGAUCGAGGAGGAGUUCACAGUGGCUCGCCUCUACAUCAGCAAGAUCAAGUCGGAGGUGAAGAGCAUGGUGAAGCGCUGCCGCCAGCUGGAGAACAUGCAGCUGGAGUGCCACCGCAAGAUGGAGGAGACCGGGAGGGAGCUCUCCUCCUGCCAGCUCCUCAUCUCUCAGCAUGAAGCUAAGAUCCGCUCUCUCACGGAGUACAUGCAGAGCGUGGAGCAGAAGAAGAGGCUGCUGGAGGAGAGCCACGACUCCCUGAGCGAGGAGCUGGCCAAGCUGCAAGACCAGGAUAACUCCCUGCUUGAGGAGAAGGAUGGAGAGAAGGGUGAGAUUGAGGAUGGAAAUGUGAAGCAGGUUCCUCGUCAGCAGGGGGAGUCCCACCGUGGCCUCCAUCACCAGCAGCUGGCCCGCCUGCGGGAUGAGAUCAAUGAGAAGCAGAGGAUCAUUGACGAGCUCACUGACCGUAACUCCAAGCUGGAGAUUGAGCUCGCUCAGGUUCGUGCUGACUUUGAGCGCCUGAAGAGCGAGGACACCACCAAGAGUGAGCGCCUGGAGGAGCUCUCAUUCCUGCAUGAGCGCCAUGAGCAGACUAAACAGGACUUGAGGGGUUUGGAGGAGACCGUCGCCCGCGAGCUCCAGACCCUCCACAACCUGCGCAAGCUGUUCGUUCAAGACCUCACGUCGCGAGUUAAAAAAAGUUCCGAAAUGGAGCCUGAUGAUAGCGGGGGGUCUUGCACCCAGAAGCAGAAGAUUUCCUUUCUUGAGAAUAACCUGGACCAACUUACAAAGGUUCACAAACAGCUGGUACGUGACAAUGCAGAUCUGCGCUGUGAGCUUCCAAAGUUGGAGAAACGACUUCGGUCUACUGCUGAGAGAGUUAAGGCCCUGGAGAAUGCAUUGAGGGACGCCAAGGAGGGCGCAAUGCUGGAUCGCCGUCGCUACCAGCAGGAGGUCGACCGCAUCAAGGAUGCCAUGAGGGCAAAGAGCGCCCUGAGGCGCCCCCACGCAGCACAGAUCGCCAAGCCAGUGAGACCGAAGCAGCUGCCCGUCUGCUCUCCCACCAACCCGUUCUACACUUACAUCCGUGCCACUGAACAAGCCAACACCUACAGCAACGCCCUCUUUCAAAGCAACGGGACACAGCCGAGCGCCGCCAGCGGCAACAGCAACCCCAACUCUGUCCAGAGCAACACAGUGUCCACAGCGCUGGGCUACAGAGCAGGCAGAUACACUGGAGACAUACUGGAGUCCUUCCCACUCAACAUUGAAAACGGUAAUAACGUCAGUGAAACGAGAGACAUCAAUGACAACAGAAGUGAUGUUCACUGUGGCAGCGAGGUGGAUGAUUCAAACAGGCAUUACGUCAUUCAGCAGGAGACCGCUGCAAGUUAAUGCCAUGAAGAUGACCAAACACUGUACCCGUCCAAGGACCCUCCCCUCCCAUCUGCAUGCAACCUGUCUCCCCAUCCCUCCACUGCAUCACUGAUGAAGAUGAUGAUGAAGAUCUGUAGCCCCUAUAGUCAUCAAACUUAAUGAAGCCCCUCCUACGGUGACCACCCUCCGGUUUGAGGUCCAGUCCCUUCCAGUUCAGUCAGUACAGGAAGUAAAUUAAAUCAUAAUUUGUUUUUCCUUUUUUGAAUACAGAAAUGCCUCUUAACCAACUCAUCGAUCAAUCAAUUUGUCACCAGAUAUCACUGAUGCUGAUUACCUGCUUAUGUGGUUGAACUGAAACAGGGCUGACUCCAUCCCUGAUGACUUAGGACACACAUGUUGUAAAUAAUAGUGCUGUAUACUCCAGUAGAGGGUUUCUGACCAGCAACUGUUUGUUUGAAUGCACACCGUCCCCUGCACACAUCUUCUUCAGGGCAUCAUGCGGAUGACAUACUGUAGGCAGGCGUGACCUUUUUCUCUGUCGUAAAUAAGAGCAUAUGUGUGUAACGCCAGCUUGUAACAGAAGAUCCACACACUGCAUGCAUGUCGUGUAGCGGGUUGGCUUUCAAAUAUUUGCAUGUUUCCUGAUUCCAGUCAGGAGUUGGUAUGCUGCGAGUGAACAGUCUGAUCGACUUCGACAGAUGUCAUAGAGAGACAGAAAGAGAGAGAGAGAGAGCUGGUUUUCCCUAAACCUGAUCAUGGUCGCCGUGCUUUAGAUUUUCUAUUUGAAAGUAGAACUGGGCUGUUGUGUUAGUGUGUCUUAAAUACUGGAAGAAACGACACAAGACACAUCAGGGUCUAGUUUUAAUUGAAUAGAAGAUGCAACAUGUGUCAGGGAAACCCAGCCCAGACUUAACAGUCUAUGUCAAGGAAACCUUUUGUUAAUUGCUUUGAUACUGUGAUGUUGCAGCUGUGUGAUGCCAUUGUACAAGUCAGGUAAUGCUGCCCACAUCCAUUUAUUGUGGCUUUCUCCCUGCUUUGCGCCGACACCUUGUGAGUCUUCAUACCGAGCCUUAAUAAGAGCUGACUUCUCAUGAUGAUCAAACUAACACGCUGUCAUGUGCAUACAUUUGUAAUUACUACCUCUAGAGCUACUCAUUAUAUGCUUAUUACAGUAUACUAACAUCCUUUCAAACGCUCAAUAGGAACGGAUCUGAAAGUUUCUAGAAAAAGCAGCAACUUUAGUACACCAAUAGCUGUAAGUGGAUUUAAAAAGCUGUUAUUAGAGCAGUAGUUAUGUUCUCCUGAAGUUCAUUCAGACACAGAGUUCUCCUCCAUCAUGUAAAAGGAUCAGGACAUGGGCUGAAAAAGUGCCUGCAAAAUGCUCUAGUGCAGCAGAUGACCAGAAAGUUUGGGUUUAUCACAUCAGGACAGGUCAUACUACGUUGAUAUUCAAAUAUUUUCCAAAAAUGUCUGAUGCUUGAUGCAUUUUCCUAUUUGGUACCUAGUAAGGCUGAAAUGAUGAUGAUCCUUUGUCUACGAAUCUAAAGUUACAUUAUUAAUAUACUGUGUGAUCUAAAUUUAAAAACAGAAGUGAAGUACCUUUUAGUCUGCAUGGAAUUUAUUCAGUGAUUAAGUGCUUUUUAAUCAGAACCAUCAGAAGUCCGAUGAUUAGGGAGUGUCUGCAAACCAGUCCCCCAGCUGAGCAGCCACCAGUCUGGGAUGGACUGACAGAAGCUUGAAGUUUGUAGCUUGUUGUCGAGUCGUGCUGUUUUUCUUCUGUCACAAAUCCUGACCAGCCAAUCAGGAUAGAAGAAACCAGCAAGUCUCAGGUGGGUGACGAAGAUAUGGAUGUGUUUGGACAAAGCUUAGUCACUGAAUUGAAGGACAGAUUAGACCAAAAGUGUGUCGCAAAAAAAUCUUCUAUGUUGAAAAAUGAUAAAGUUCAGUGUACUUCAUUGCAUGACUGGACUUAGCCCAAGUAGGACCCAAGUAUGUUCAGUGAAGGUUGUCUGAUCCUUAGCAGCCUCAUUCAUGACAGGUCUUUGGCAUUAACAACAUCUCAGGGCUUCACAUUCAGAAUCACAGCCGCCAUGGGUCAUCACCACUGUCAUCCUCAUAGCGCUUAGCAGAUGGAAGGGAUCUACAGAUCUUACUUCAUUUUAUACAUAGUGUAUAAAAUCUCCAUUCCAGCAUGUGACAUCCCAAAAAAAAAAAUCCCUCUGGUCAGACCCUACUGUACGUGUCCAAGCAAACCCUCUAUUUGACAUCAUGUUUUAAAUGUAAUAAAUGAAUCUAAAGGAGGGGGCACUGUGUAAUAUAUUGUCACCUUCUGUUCCACUGUCUGAUUUCAACAUAUCUAAAAAUACAUGUGCUAUAUAUUGUUAAUCUUGUAAGUAAAAUAGCGUGCCAUGACAUGGUAAAAUGCAGAAGAAAGGUACACGCUAACUUUGUUCAGAGAAAUGUUUGUUUGAUUUAUUUCCGUAUGCCUAUACUGUAGCGUCAACAUGAUUAUGUGAAGAAUCACAGUUCUGUAUAUAUAGGCCCAUCACUAUGCUGUAUUGUAUGUGAACCAUUGUGUUGUAGUAAAAAGUUCAAUAAACUUGUAGAAAGAA